AUGGAAAAAGUUGCUGGCUGGUACCCAGCCUGGCACGUUGCUCUCCUGUACUGGACAUGGCUUUUCCUCUUCACUUUUGGCUUUACCAGUGCAGAAAUAACUUGCAGAUCCUGCCAUUCCCAGGUGAAGCCGCAGCAUCAACAUCCGCAGCAGGGAUUACUAAUGCAUCUGAGGACCGACAGAGGAGAAAAGGAGCAGAGGAGGUUCCCGGGGGAGAAGGGAGGUGAGAGAGGGCAAGGGGCCGGGAUGGAGGCGGAGGAUGCCGGGCUGCAAGCGCCCCUCGACCGUGCUCUCUCGGGGGCCAAAAUCAGCGGCUGGGAGACCCGGACCUUGACAAGGGAGACCGAGAAAGUGGCCGGGGAGAGCCGGCCCGGAGAGGCGGCGGCUCCUGCGGGGGACCAUCGCCGCCUUGGCCAGGCGUCCCCCCCGGCGGGCGCUCGGCGAGACUCGGGCCGGCGGCGGCGGGGCCGCAGCCCCCGGGGCACCGCGGGGCCAGGCGGAGCCGCGGAGAGGGAGCCGGGGGGCUCCGGCGCCGCCCGCUUCGGGCUGGAGGAGCUGCGGCUGGGCAGCACCACCUUCGCCCUCACCGGCGACUCGGCGCACAACCAAGCCAUGGUGCACUGGUCCGGCCACAACAGCAGCGUGAUUCUAAUUCUGACAAAGCUGUAUGACUACAACCUGGGAAGCAUCACAGAAAGCUCUCUUUGGAGGUCAACGGAUUAUGGGACAACAUAUGAGAAACUGAAUGAUAAAGUUGGCCUGAAGACUAUUUUGAGCUACUUGUAUGUUUGUCCAACAAACAAACGUAAGAUUAUGCUGCUGACUGACCCAGAGGUUGAGAGCAGUUUAUUGAUUAGUUCUGAUGAAGGUGCCACCUAUCAAAAGUACCGUCUGAACUUCUAUAUCCACAGUCUGCUCUUCCACCCAAAGCAAGAAGAUUGGAUCUUAGCAUAUAGUCAAGAUCAAAAGUUAUUCAGUUCAGUGGAGUUUGGCAGAAGAUGGCUGCUUCUUCACGAGGGAGUCGCACCAAACAGGUUCUACUGGUCUAUGAUGGGGUCCGGUAGAGAGCCAGAUCUCGUGCACCUGGAGGCAAAGACAGUGGAUGGUCAUGCCCAGUACAUCACCUGCAAGAUGCAGAACUGCAGCGAAGCCACUCGAAGCAAACCCUUUCCAGGCUAUAUCGACCAUAAUUCCCUGAUUGUCCAGGAUGACUAUGUCUUUGUUCAGUUGACAUCAAGUGGACGACCACAUUAUUACGUUUCUUAUAGGAGGAAUGCAUUUACACAGAUGAAGCUGCCAAAAUACUCCUUGCCCAAGGAUAUGCAUGUUAUCAGCACAGACGAAAGUCAGGUGUUUGCAGCUGUUCAAGAGUGGAACCAGAACGACACAUACAAUCUGUAUAUCUCCGACACCCGAGGGGUGUAUUUCACCCUGGCCUUGGAAAACGUCAAGAGUAGUCAAGGACUGGAAGGGAAUGUGAUGAUUGACCUCUAUGAGGUAGCAGGGAUAAAGGGAAUGUUCUUGGCUAACAAGAAGAUUGACAACCAAGUGAAAACUUUCAUCACCUACAAUAAAGGGAGAGACUGGAGUUUGUUGCAGGCUCCGGACACAGAUCUGAGAGGAAACCCUGUUCACUGUCUCCUACCCUAUUGCUCCCUUCAUCUUCAUCUGAAGGUCUCAGAGAAUCCCUAUACCUCAGGAAACAUCGCCAGUCGAGACACUGCCCCCAGCAUUAUUGUAGCAUCAGGCAAUAUAGGCACUGAACUGUCAGAUGAUGACAUCAGCAUGUUUGUUUCUGCAGAUGCUGGGAACACAUGGAGACAGAUCUUUGAGGAGGAGCACAGUGUUCUGUACCUGGAUCAAGGUGGAGUACUGGUUGCCAUAAAACACACAUCUCUGCCUAUUAGACAUCUCUGGUUAAGUUUUGAUGAAGGGAAAUCUUGGAGCAAGUACAGUUUCACAUCCCUCCCACUGUUUGUAGAUGGAGUUUUAGGGGAACCUGGAGAGGAAACUCUCAUCAUGACAGUGUUUGGACAUUUCAGCCACCGCUCAGAGUGGCAGCUGGUAAAAAUUGACUACAAGUCCAUUUUUGAUCGGAGGUGUGCAGAAGAGGACUACAGGCCUUGGCAACUCCACAGCCAGGGAGAAGCUUGCAUCAUGGGAGCAAAGAGGAUCUACAGGAAACGCAAGUCAGAGAAGAAAUGCAUGCAAGGAAAAUAUGCAGGGGCUAUGACCUCAGAGCCAUGUGUGUGCACAGAGGCAGACUUUGACUGUGAUUAUGGAUAUGAACGUCACAGCAAUGGGCAAUGUUUACCAGCGUUUUGGUAUAAUCCAUCUUCCUUGUCAAAAGACUGCAGCGUUGGACAGAGUUAUCUCAACAGCACUGGGUACCGGAAAGUUGUUUCUAAUAACUGCACGGAUGGUGUGAGAGAACAGUACACGGCAAAACCACAGCAAUGUCCUGGCAAAGCCCCCCAGGGGCUUCGCAUAAUCACCACUGAUGGCAAACUGACAGCUGAGCAAGGACACAAUGUCACUUUCCUGGUGCAGCUGGAAGAGGGAGACCUUCAGAGAUCCCUCAUUCAGGUGGAUUUUGGAGAUGGCAUCGCUGUUUCAUAUGCUAAUCUCAGCUCAACAGAAGAUGGGAUCAAGCACAUUUACCAAAACGUGGGCAUAUUCCGAGUGACCGUGCUGGUGGAAAACAGCCUGGGAUCUGACAAUGCUGUCCUCUACCUGCAUGUAACGUGUCCCUUGGAACAUGUUCACUUAUCUCUCCCAUUUGUCACCACAAAGAACAAGGAGGUCAAUGCCACAGCAGUACUGUGGCCAAGUCAAGUGGGAACACUUACUUAUGUCUGGUGGUUUGGAAACAACACGGAGCCACUGAUCACUUUGGAAGGGAGCAUCACAUUCACAUUUUCUGUGGAAGGGAUGAACACCAUCACUGUUCAGGUCUCAGCAGGAAACAUCAUUCUUCAGGACACAAAGACCAUUGCUGUGUAUGAGCAAUUUCAGUCCCUGCGGUUGUCAUUCUCCCCAAACCUGGACGACUACAAUCCAGAUAUCCCGGAGUGGAGGAGGGACAUUAGUAGAGUAGUCAAGAGAGCCCUGGUGGAGGCAACAGGUAUUUCAAGCAAGCAUAUUCUGGUCGCAGUGCUCCCUGGUCUGCCCACAUCUGCUGAACUCUUCAUUUUACCUUAUCAAGAUGCCCCAGCAGAAAAUAAAAGAAAAACAGAAGACCUAGAACAGAUUUCAGAAAUACUGGUCCAGAAACUGAAGCAAAACUUUGUCCAUUUUGAUUUGAAACCAGGGGUUCGAAUUCUUGUGCAUGCUGCCCAUUUAACAGCAGCUCCCCUGGUGGACCCGACUCCCAGCCAUAGUGGUUCAGCUAUGUUGAUGCUCCUCUCUGUCGUUUUUGUGGGACUAGCUGUGUUUGUAAUCUACAAAUUCAAAAGGAAGAUUCCUGGCCUUAAUAUAUAUGCACAGAUGCAGAAUGAAAAAGAUCAAGAGAUGAUCAGUCCAGUCAGUCAGAGGGAAAGCAUACCUAAUGUCCCUCAAAGUGAGCUGAUGAGCCCUGAGCAACUAGUAGAUGAGAAGUUGGAUGUCCAGCCCAUAGAGCAACCCCAGGCCACAGUCCAGAACCCAAGGAAAGGAAAUGCAACCAAGGUAGUCUGGACAGAGGACUUCCAAAAGGCUUGUGGAUCACCAAGAGGUUUCAAGCCAAGACCCGGAGCGGAAGUAUUUCCACAGCUGCUGAGCCUCAGAGCACAAAAGAAAUCCCUACCUAUGUAA
This is a messenger RNA of Cygnus atratus (black swan), 3792 nucleotides long. It is a transcript of the gene SORCS1, whose product is annotated as sortilin related VPS10 domain containing receptor 1. NCBI's taxonomy places the organism in Eukaryota, Metazoa, Chordata, Aves, Anseriformes, Anatidae. The record is from RefSeq and is a predicted model, not a curated record. Gene Ontology annotation, cellular component: Golgi apparatus; membrane. Gene Ontology annotation, biological process: post-Golgi vesicle-mediated transport. Gene Ontology annotation, molecular function: protein binding. Bases 1 to 3792 code for a protein of 1263 amino acids. The transcript is spliced from 28 exons.